UCGAUCAGUUCACUCAAUAUCCCAUCCAGCUCCGAUGGAUCAGGCCGCACCACAGCCGGCUCCAGCAGUUCACCAAGCAUCACAGCCAUCUCGAUCAGUUCAUUCGACAUCAAAUUUGGCUUCGACAGAUCAGGACUCACCACAACCAUCUCUGUCAGUUCACUCGACAUCACAUUUGGCUUCGACAGAUCGGGACUCAACACAGCCAGCUCCAACAGUUCAGGCCGCAUCCAAAAAGUGUUCUAGGUCGCAUUGGAUUGUAGACGCAAUAGCCAAGUGAUGCGGCUAGUGGAUCCCUUUCGCCCAUGGAUGCAAGAAGAUCAUGCGGUGAUAGUAAUCCUAGUGACAACCGUUGAUUUCAUUGUAUUGUUUGGUAGGAACGGAUGUUAGAACGCUGAAGUGAAUGUAUUGUGUUUAAAUUUAGUUUUUGAGUGAUCUGAUAAUGCUACUUAAAUUUUUAGUUUAAAAAACUAAUGGUACUUUAUGAUAACAUUUGUGAUUUUACGAUA
This is a messenger RNA of Lycium barbarum (goji berry), 509 nucleotides long. RefSeq lists its product as uncharacterized. Lineage: Eukaryota; Viridiplantae; Streptophyta; Magnoliopsida; Solanales; Solanaceae. Bases 35 to 280 code for a protein of 81 amino acids. The record is from RefSeq and is a predicted model, not a curated record. The transcript has 2 exons.